UCUCUUCUCGCAUUGCUGUCUCAGAGGCGUCUGUGGACGGGUCUGUCGUGCCGGCCGCUCCUCCUCCAGCACCAUUACUGAACCCCAAACCAUUUGGUGUUUGAAUUUGUUCUUUCUUUAGUCGCUAUCUAACCGUCAAUAUGAAUGGGACGACUACGGCCGUUAACGGAGCCCCGGACAGGGCCCACCUCCACCAUGAGAAGCAUCCAAUACUCAUGGAGGGGGGACAGUACAUCGUGGAGGGCGAAGAGGAGGCCCAGAGCACCACCGUCAUCUUCUCAAUGUCUGAGGAGGUCGGGGCCCUCGCCAACGCCCUCAAGACGUUCGAGUUAAUGAACGUGAACCUGAAACACAUCGAGUCCCGGCCCUCGAGACGUGAGGCCAAGUACGAGUUCAUGGUGGAGUGUGACCCCAACAAGGGUGACCUCCAGGCCGCCAUCGAGCAGCUCAAGAACAAGACCUCCUACCUGCAGGUCAUCUCCAGGAACCACGACGAGAAAGACUCUGUCCCGUGGUUCCCUAGAAAGAUCGCAGACUUGGAUCGCUUCGCCAACCAGAUCCUGUCCUACGGCUCCGAGCUGGACGCCGACCACCCGGGCUUCACCGACCCCGUCUACCGCGCCCGCAGGAAGUACUUCGCCGACAUCGCCUACCACUACAAGCACAACCAGAAGAUCCCGCGGGUGGAGUACACCGAGGAGGAGACCGCCACGUGGGGCACCGUGUUCCGUAACCUCAGGCGGCUGUACAAGACCCACGCCUGCAAGGAGCACAACAACGUCUUCCCGCUGCUCAUCGAAAAUUGCGGCUACCGGGAGGACAACAUUCCCCAGCUGCAGGACGUCUCCGACUUCCUCAAAGACUGCACUGGCUUCACUCUCCGCCCCGUGGCUGGUCUGCUGUCCUCGAGGGACUUCCUGGCCGGCCUGGCGUUCCGCGUCUUCCACUCGACGCAGUACAUCCGCCACAGCAGCAAGCCGCUCUACACCCCCGAGCCCGACAUCUGCCACGAGCUCCUGGGCCACGCGCCGCUCUUAGCGAACCCGUCCUUCGCACAGUUCUCGCAAGAAAUUGGGUUGGCGUCUCUUGGUGCCCCUGAUGAGUUCAUUGAAAAGCUGGCCACGUGUUACUGGUUCACGGUGGAGUACGGAAUCUGUCGCCAAAACGGAGAGCUGAAGGCUUACGGCGCCGGACUGCUGUCGUCCUUCGGGGAGCUGGAGUACUGCCUCACUGACAAGCCAGAGAUACGGCCCUUCGAGCCGCUCAAGACCUCCCUGCAGAAGUACCCCAUCACUGAGUACCAGCCCGUCUACUACGUCUCCGAGAGCUUCGAGGACGCCAAGGAAAAACUGAUCCAAUUCGCAGCCACCAUCCCGCGGCCCUUCUCCGUGCGCUACAACCCCUACACACAGUCGGUGGAGAUCCUCAACUCGAAGCCGCAGAUCCAGUCGCUGGUGCGGGAGAUCAACUGCCACAUGCAGGUGCUGACAGACGCCCUGGUGAAGCUGACCUAAAAGGGCGAGGGACGGGACCCGCCAAGCCCCGCAGCUGUGAUAGGCUGUCGUCCAUACCCUGGCAUGCACUCGCGGGUACUGAAGGGCAUUUAGCUUCCUCCCUCGCUCUUUUUCUCUCUCGUUCCGUUCCGAGUAGUUGUUAUGGUAAUGUUCGUUGUAGAGGUUGAUGUAUGUAUCCUACAUGUAGUGUGUACUUUGUUUGAUUCGCAGUAGUUGUUGAUGUAUGUGGAUUAGCUGUAGUGUCCACUGUUUGCUUUUAUUUGUUUGUUUGUUGAGGUCAAAUACUGACGAUGCCUCAAGCUCGGCAAGGCCUGAUGAAACAGCCAAGUGACGGUAAAGUAUUAUUAGGUCAGAGGCCCGUUGAUAUAGAUUUGUUUUCAUUGUAAGUAUAGCCAUUCAACCCGGCGUAAGUUACUCCGUGGAGACUCAAGUGCAAUUUUACAGACUAAGAUAAGCUUCGUAAUCUUCAGAGUUCAAAAGUGACGUGUUAUUUGGGUGAGCAGUAGAAUGUAAGACUAAUACACGGACAGUACGCGCAAUGCUCCUCUAAUGUUCUCAUGAAUGGAAUGUCAGUCAUAUAAGCACAUAAAAUGAUAUAGGGUUAAGGUAGAGUUAAUUUUACGUGUCGACAGUGACCGGUAUGUGUCCCGUCGUUACUGCAAGCAAUGACAAGACUCUCCCCAGA
This is a messenger RNA of Eriocheir sinensis (Chinese mitten crab), 2199 nucleotides long. RefSeq names its product protein henna-like. The transcript has 8 exons. Gene Ontology annotation, molecular function: iron ion binding; phenylalanine 4-monooxygenase activity. NCBI's taxonomy places the organism in Eukaryota, Metazoa, Arthropoda, Malacostraca, Decapoda, Varunidae. The record is from RefSeq and is a predicted model, not a curated record. The coding region runs from base 141 to 1514 and encodes 457 amino acids. Gene Ontology annotation, biological process: L-tyrosine biosynthetic process; L-phenylalanine catabolic process.